Messenger RNA from Hevea brasiliensis (rubber tree), 2041 nucleotides. RefSeq names its product ethylene-responsive transcription factor ERF113. The transcript is spliced from 4 exons. Gene Ontology annotation, biological process: ethylene-activated signaling pathway; regulation of DNA-templated transcription. The coding region runs from base 753 to 1637 and encodes 294 amino acids. Lineage: Eukaryota; Viridiplantae; Streptophyta; Magnoliopsida; Malpighiales; Euphorbiaceae. The record is from RefSeq and is a predicted model, not a curated record. Gene Ontology annotation, molecular function: DNA-binding transcription factor activity; DNA binding.
UAUUCAGCUUGCUUUUCUCUUUUUCUUUCUAGACAUUCAUCAGGAUAUUUAUAUAUAAAUAUAUAUCUAACUAUUUCUUUUGUCUCUUUGAUUAUCGGUCUUUUCUUCACCUUUACCUCAACCUGCCUAGCAGUUAGGCGAGAGAGAUCAAAAGCAGGAUCGCAUGCAGCAGCCAUGGAAGAGAAGAGGGAGGAUGACCUGAUAAGCUCCUCUACCACCAUCAGCCAAAAAUGAAAUCCGGUGUAUUAAUAAAGCAUCACCCAUCUCAUCAGGAGUCGACAGGAUCAAGUUAGGCGAGAGAGAUCAAAAGCAGGAUCGCAUGCAGCAGCCAUGGAAGAGAAGAGGGAGGAUGACCUGAUAAGCUCCUCUACCACCAUCGGCCAAAGAUGAAAUCUGGUGUAUUAAUAAAGCAUCUUCCAUCUCAUCAGGAAUCGACAGGAUCAAGGGACAAAUAACAGUGACUUCAACUUUGCAUCGGCAAUCAAAACCCUACAAGGAAUACCUUCUUUUCGUCUCUACCCUUCCCUUCUUCUUUCUUCUUGCUGUUCAAUCUCUUUUUAUCUUACAAUUUAUCACCAUAUCUCUUUUGGCUUUAUUCGAUCUUUAUCAUCAUCUAGAUCAAACCCCAGAUCUGCCUUUUUUCUAAUACAUAUAGAUAGAAGCAAAUACUUUAGCUUCAUCAUGCAAUAUAGAAACCCAAACCCUUGAAAACAAGCAAGAAAUUAAAGAGUUUAACAAGGUGGAUCCGAGGCAUGCAUAGAAAGAGGCCAUUUCCUGGUUCUGAUGAGGGAAAGCAAGAUCAAAUCUUGUAUACUCACCACCAACCAUCUCUUCAUGAUCAAGGCCAAUCGAUUCUUGCUCAUGCCAUGGCCAGUAAUCACAGGCUGGAUGAACAUGUUCAAGAAAAUAUGGGGUCUGCUAGGAUCGAACAUUGCACUUCUCAGACUACAAAUAACACUGAUCAAGGGAAUAUGAGAAGAAAACACUAUAGAGGAGUGAGACAAAGACCAUGGGGAAAGUGGGCAGCCGAAAUCCGUGACCCAAAGAAGGCUGCUCGUGUCUGGCUUGGAACCUUUGACACGGCAGAAGCUGCAGCAGCUGCCUAUGAUGCAGCAGCCCUUAAGUUCAAAGGCACAAAAGCUAAGCUAAAUUUCCCUGAACUUGUUCAAGGAGGAUCUCAUAUCAAUUUAGGCAGCAGCAGCUUCUUGGCUGCAGCACCUAAUUACCAAAACCCGCUUCUUGUUCCUAAUAAUAAUAAUCUUCUUGUUUCUUCCUCAUCAUCAAUUGCUAACAUUAAUCCUGCUCCUCAUGAUCCCUUUUCACCUCCAUCGACAAAUGAAGCAUUCCCAAACCUUUUCCAGUUUGCGCAGCUGCUUUCUGGCAACGAUGAUAGCUAUCUACAAUAUGCUGCACCUUCAGGUCUUUGCUAUAAUUAUAAUCCUGAACCAUUUCUUUCAGGAUCUUUCUCAAUGGCCUCUUCUUCACCCUCAGCUUCUUUAUCUGGAGUAAACCAACAACAACCGGAACAAGAUUUUUCGAGGUCUUUUCCACAUAUGGCUGCUGGUUUUUCUUCUGCUACUCACCAUCAUUUUCUUGAUCAGGAGAGAGACUUUGAUGAUGCUACUCCGAGGGAUUGAUUAACGUAUGAUUAGGGUUCAUGACUCUACGUUCUACAAGAUGCUGCGCUUCUUGGAUCGUGAUCCAUAUCCCAGGUCACAUCUUUGUUUGAAACUGAAAAUGAAAUGCAAUUUCCUUUUUUUGGUGGAAACAAAGUUUAGGUGAGCUUAUAAAAAAAAAAAAAAAAGUUUAGGUGAGUGAAAGCUUCCAAUUUACAGUCUACGAAUCAGCGUAAACUUUAUUGAGGGAUUGGAGACUACAGUGAAGUUUACAGAUCUCUCGUUAAGAGAGAUUAUUAGUAAAACUCAAUCUCUCAAUUUAAUGGGAGUGCUGAAGAAAUAUUACCAAUUAAGCCAACCCAUAUUUAUGUGUAUUUAAAUAACUUGAACUUGGAUAAACAUGAAUGAUAUCUAUAUUUUAUGAA